UCUGUGAUCUACACAUCAGUGCUAAACACCAGCAGAGAAUCCUAUUUUGUUCAUUCUGUGUAGAUGGAACAGGCGUCAGUCUUGAGAGUCCAUCCUGAUUUAAAGCUGCUUACUUGGUUUUCUGGGAUUAAAGGUGCUCAAUGAAUCAGGGCCCCCCAAAUGAGUCAAACAGCCAAUUCUUGCCAACAGUUGGUUGAAAACUGUGCCACGCAUGUAGCAGGGAUGGCACAAGAGGACAGUCGCCGUGGUCAAGUGCCACCCACGUUUUAUCAUGGUGCCAGCCAGGAACUUGAUCUGUCCACCAAAGUGUACAAGAGAGAGUCAGGAAGUCCUUACUCUGUGUUGGUGGACAGCAAAAUGAGUAAACCACAUCUCCAUGAAAGAGAGGAGCAGCCAUAUUUCAGGGAGAACAGAUCGGUAGGAGAGGUCCGGGCUGUGAAAGAAGAUAGAGAAAACUCUGACGACUCUGAGGAGGAAGAAGAGGAGGAAGAUGAAGUGACUUACAAAAGGGAGCAGAUUAUAGUAGAGGUAAACCUUAACAACCAAACAUUAAAUGUAUCAAAAGGGGAGAAGGGUGUCCCCUCCCAGUCCAAAGAGACUGCUGUUCUUAAGACCAGCAGUGAGGAAGAGGAGGAGGAGGGUGACAGUGGGGAAGAGGCCACUGAAGACAGUAAUGAUUAUGAGGAAAAUGAGAGGCAGAAGAAAAAAGAGAAAAGAGUGGAAAAAGUUAGUGUUGCACAAAGGAGAACAAGGAGAGCUGCAUCUGCUGCAGCAGCCACAACUUCCCCAUCACCCAGAACUACAAGGGGUGUGGAGCCCCCCAAGCGUAAGAAGAAAGCUGCAAAGGAGCCCAAGGCACCUGUGCAGAAAUCAAAGUGUGAAGAGAAGGAGACUUUAACCUGUGAGAAGUGCCCCAGGGUGUUUAACACACGCUGGUACCUGGAGAAGCACAUGAACGUCACUCACAGGCGCAUGCAGAUCUGCGACAAAUGUGGGAAGAAAUUUGUUCUAGAAAGUGAGCUGUCCCUUCACCAGCAAACAGACUGUGAAAAAAAUAUCCAGUGCGUUUCCUGUAAUAAAUCAUUCAAGAAGCUCUGGUCCCUCCAUGAACAUAUCAAGAUUGUCCAUGGAUAUGCAGAAAAGAAAUUCUCUUGUGAGAUUUGCGAAAAAAAGUUCUACACCAUGGCCCACGUGCGGAAACAUAUGGUUGCACACACAAAGGACAUGCCAUUUACAUGUGAAACCUGUGGAAAAUCGUUCAAACGCAGUAUGUCUCUCAAAGUACAUUCCCUACAGCACUCUGGAGAGAAACCUUUCAGAUGUGAGAACUGUGAUGAGAGGUUUCAGUACAAGUACCAGCUGCGUUCCCACAUGAGCAUCCACAUCGGGCACAAACAGUUCAUGUGCCAGUGGUGUGGCAAAGACUUCAACAUGAAACAGUACUUUGAUGAGCACAUGAAAACACACACUGGAGAGAAGCCUUUUAUCUGUGAAAUCUGUGGGAAAAGCUUCACCAGCCGCCCAAACAUGAAGAGACAUCGCAGAACUCACACGGGGGAGAAGCCCUACCCAUGCGACGUGUGUGGCCAGCGAUUCCGCUUCUCCAACAUGCUCAAGGCACACAAGGAGAAGUGCUUCCGUGUGACCAGCCCCGUCAACGUGUCAACUGCUGUCCAGAUCCCGCUGUCCGCCACUUCUCCCGCCACCACAGUCCCUGCUGUAGUGAACGCACCCACCACCCCAACUCCACCUAUCAACCUGAACCCAGUGAGCACGCUUCCUCCACGCCCCAUUCCUCACCCAUAUUCACACCUUCACCUACACCCUCAUCCUCACCAUCCGCAUCACCUCCCGGUCCCCCCGGUUCCUCAUUUACCCCCUCCUCCAGCUCUUUUUAAGAGUGAGCCUUUAAAUCACCGAGGCCAGAGUGAGGACAACUUUCUGCGACACCUGGCAGAAAAAAACAGUUCAGCACAGCACCACUAACAUCUUUGCUUCCUGCCAGCUGUUUUCCCAUUUUAUGCACAUGGAAACAUGCCCUCGUGGAAGUACAGAGGGUUAGUUGGUGAGGAUCUUCGUCCUUCUCUUAGCCCCAGCAGAUGGUCCUGAUUUUUUUCCCUCGAAUCAGUUAAACACGGAAAUCCUGUUUGGGAUCAGCAGUGCUCCUUUGAACCUGGGAACCAACAGGACUUAAACUCAAUUUGCUUGCGUUUUCCUGGUGACUUUUAUAAAUUUCAGAUACUGAGACUUGUGGAAUUUUAUAAUUUCAUAUCAGCUGAUGAGGUAUGCUUGCUUUUAUAUCCUGGACUUCUCCUCAAAGAGGAGAUGGGCCUGGUUUUCUUUGUACUAAUCGGAAAGGCUGUGAGAUUAAUACAGAGCAUUAAUUGUAUCACUGUGUAUCGUAAUGGAUUCUUUUCAGCUUUUGGUGCCGGCUAUGGAGUGAGCCAGCCACGUAUCACAGUAUAUUUGAGCAUUAUAAAGAAAGACAAAAAAAUUUCUUGUUUGUGUAGCUCUCCUAACACACUCUUUAUUUUACUACAGAAAUUAUUUUAGAGUUUUUUGUAUAGACCUAUUUAGUAGUCUGUUUCUAAAAUGAAAUGUAUUUCAAUAAGCGGUGUAAUUUUUUCAGUGUAGCUGGACCUAUGUUGUAUAAUAGAUAAAUUUUUAUAAUCAUCAAAAUGUGAUUCUUAAAAGAUGCAUAUAGCUUCUAUAGUUAAAGUUAUUCUUACAACCAUGCAACUUAAAAGGUGCUUCAGAGAAGAAAGGAACCCAAGAGGUCUCUGGAAAGGUUGCCUCAAAAGUGAUAUUGAUUUCAGAACUUUACGUAAUUUAUUUU
Tauraco erythrolophus (red-crested turaco) is the source of this 2836-nucleotide messenger RNA. NCBI's taxonomy places the organism in Eukaryota, Metazoa, Chordata, Aves, Musophagiformes, Musophagidae. The record is from RefSeq and is a predicted model, not a curated record.